AUGGCUGAGCUUCAGCCGAUCUUUAAAAAGGCUUAUUGGGCCUUGGUAGCUGGAGGCUUUGUAUAUGUUUCAUGGCUAUACGCUAUGACAUAUCCUGGCCUUCAACGAGCGAUGGUCUAUAUGAACUUUGCCAAUCCAGCUAUAUGGCAAGACCUGAAUGAUGUGGAAAUUUUUGGAUUUCUCAAGACCCAAGUACAGCCGUUCUAUCUGAGAACCGCAGAUAAUGAGACCAUCUACGGAUGGCAUAUUCUUCCAUUACAUCUUUGUAGAGAACAUGAAGAGCUCCUGAACGAUAAUUGGUCAUACGGACCGGCAGAAGACUACACCGGCACAGUGGCAUACAAACUACUCGCCGAGAAUCCUCAUUCUCGGGUUGUGGUGACUUUCCACGGUAAUGCAGGUCAUCUCGGCUCCAUGAUCCGCCCGGUCAUGUACCGAAUGGCCUCAGGUGUUUCGACCCCAGAGAACCCUCUCCAUGUCUUCGCCAUUGAUUACCGAGGAUAUGGCUUCUCCACAGGCAAUCCUACGGAAGAAGGAGUCAUCACCGAUGGCGUAACAUUACUGAACUUCCUGACAUCUGACCCAUUUAAUAUAUCACCUUCACGUAUUGUAAUGACCGGACUCAGUCUCGGAACUGCAAUAACCUCCGCAGUCGCAGAGCGCUUCGCUUUCGGAGCUCCUGAAACAGCAACUGUCCAACCCGCACUGGCAGACCCCGAACCCUUCGCCGGUAUCAUUCUGGUGGCAUCUUUCAGCAAUAUUCCCGGUCUUGUUGAAUCAUACAGCUUCAAAGGUCUUACUCCGCCAAUGUUGUCGCCUUUCAAUAGCUUUCCUCAAGCCCAGACAUGGAUCAAGUCUCAGAUUAUCGAUACUUGGAAAUCCAACGCCCGUCUAGCGCGACUUACAGGUAUGAAACCGAAAGAAAAUGAUGAGGCUGAUAUAAGACAUGCUCAGAAGGCGGUGGAUAUCACUAUCAUCCAUGCACGCAAUGACGCCGAGAUUCCCUGGAAAGAGGGAUUCACGAAUUGGAUGUGGGCUACCACAGGUGGUGAUAACAGUCUAGGCUCUGAUCAACCUCAAAAGGGCACAAUUGUCUAUGAACGGAUCGGAGAAAACAGUAGAACGGAGACCCGAGUCUGGGAGAAAGAAGUUUCAUUAACGAGUUCCGCAGGCAAUAACAAGAAACAGGUGAAGCGUGUGAGGUGGGAGAAAGUUGGCUAUGGAGGGCACAAUCAUGUCGGGUCUUAUUCAGUUGCGACCCUGGCUAUUCUACGCUCGUUUGAGGAAUAA
Talaromyces marneffei is the source of this 1290-nucleotide messenger RNA. RefSeq lists its product as uncharacterized. The record is from RefSeq and is a predicted model, not a curated record. The transcript has 4 exons. Bases 1 to 1290 code for a protein of 429 amino acids. NCBI's taxonomy places the organism in Eukaryota, Fungi, Ascomycota, Eurotiomycetes, Eurotiales, Trichocomaceae.